Caenorhabditis elegans is the source of this 1381-nucleotide messenger RNA. It is a transcript of the gene daf-36, whose product is annotated as Cholesterol 7-desaturase. The coding region runs from base 52 to 1338 and encodes 428 amino acids. Gene Ontology annotation, biological process: cholesterol metabolic process. Gene Ontology annotation, cellular component: membrane. Gene Ontology annotation, molecular function: cholesterol 7-desaturase [NAD(P)H] activity; 2 iron, 2 sulfur cluster binding; oxidoreductase activity. The record is from RefSeq and is marked reviewed. NCBI's taxonomy places the organism in Eukaryota, Metazoa, Nematoda, Chromadorea, Rhabditida, Rhabditidae. The transcript has 6 exons.
UUGAAUUGGAAGGUGACACGUUCAUGAAUACUUUCAAUUUAUAGUUUCAAGAUGCUACUGGAACAGAUUUGGGGUUUUUUAACGGCUCAUCCAAUAUCUGUUGUUACUACUAUUCUGAUAGUUUAUCUUAUUCAUAUUACUUUAAAACCAUUGAAUCGAGUCAGGAGACUUGGCGAUGUUGGAUUGUUUUUCGGAAAACCAGAGCUGAAAGGAUUUUACAGAGAACGUCAAUUGGAGAGAUUGAAGCUUUUAAGAAGAGUUGGAGAUAUGCCUCCAGUUUUUCCCAAUGGAUGGUAUUGUGUUUGUGAAUCUGAGAAGUUAGCGAACAAUCAAAUAAUGGAAAUCACAGUUUUAGGGCAAUUUCUAUCACUGAUAAGAUCUGAGUCGGGCGCCGUCUAUAUCACAGACUCAUAUUGCCCGCACAUUGGAGCGAAUUUUAAUAUUGGAGGACGGGUAGUACGUGACAAUUGCAUUCAAUGCCCAUUUCAUGGAUGGAUUUUUAGUGCAGAAACUGGAAAAUGUGUUGAAGUUCCGUAUGAUGAAGGAAGAAUUCCAGAGCAAGCAAAAGUGACAACAUGGCCAUGUAUAGAAAGAAAUAAUAAUAUUUAUCUGUGGUAUCAUUGUGAUGGAGCAGAACCAGAAUGGGAAAUUCCGGAGAUCACAGAGAUUACUGAUGGCUUCUGGCAUUUGGGAGGAAGAACUGAGCAUGAGGUUAUGUGCCAUAUUCAAGAAAUUCCGGAGAACGGAGCAGACAUUGCACAUCUGAAUUAUCUUCACAAAUCGGCUCCACCUGUUACCAAAGGAUCAGAUAUUAUAAAAACAGAUCUAUCAGAUCCCCAGCCAGCUGUUCAACAUGUUUGGGAUGGAAAAUGGGAAGUGAAAUCAGAGGAGGAUAGACAUUGUGGAGUUAUGCAUUUGAAUCAAUUUAUGACUUUUUGGGGAUAUAAAGUUCCAUUAACCAGCAGUAAACUUGUUGCAGAGCAGCAUGGUCCUGGAAUUGUCCACAUGUUGUUUGAUUUUGGAAUUUGGGGGAAAGGAGUCGUAUUUCAAACAGUAACUCCCGAAGAAGCACUUCUCCAGAGAGUUCGAUUCAGAAUAUUUUCAAAUAUUCCAUGGUUCUUUGUGAAAUUCUUCAUGACAGUGGAAGCAAUGCAAUUUGAACGAGAUGUGUUUAUUUGGUCCAACAAAAAGUAUAUAAAAUCUCCAUUGCUGGUAAAGAACGAUGGACCGAUUCAGAAACAUCGAAGAUGGUUUUCUCAAUUCUACACGGAAAAUAGUCCAAAAAUGCUGAAAGAUGGAAGUUUGUCCAAUCAAGCAAAAUCAAUUUUUGACUGGUAAAAAUAAGUUUUAUUGGAAUUGAAAUAAAAACAAUUUACACACU